AUGACCGUGGACGUAUCCAAGCUCCUGAGCAGCCCCGAGACGACGUAUACAGUGCGCUAUAACCAGCGUGACUUGCUGAUUUAUGCCGUGGGUAUCGGCGAGUCGUCGUUGCAGUUUAUGCACGAGUUACACGAGCACUUUGCCGCUUUCCCGCUCUAUCCCGUGUGUUUUCUAUUCAAGGGCGAGUCGCAAGACGUUGUGCCGUUCCCGCCCCCGACAGUUGGUGCUCUACUUGAAGAAACGAUACAGAACUUCAAUCCAGUCAUGAUGCUGCAUGCUGAGCAGUCGGUGGAGAUUCUACGGCCUCUGGAUCCUAUGGGUGCCACGCUGACAGGUCGGAGCAAGAUCCUUUCGUGCUUCGAUAAGGGCAAAGGAGCGCUCAUUGAGACGCAGACGCUGUUUGAAGACGCUCAUGGACCAGUGGCGAAGCUCAUUAGCAGCUCUUUUAUUCGUGGUCUUACGGGCUUUGAAGGCAAAGGACGCAAGCACCUAGCACGCGUGCAGAUUCCUACGCGCGAGCCAGACUUUUGCGACGAGUUCACGACGUCGCCGUAUCAGGCGCAGAUCUAUCGCCUAUCAGGUGACUACAACGCGCUGCACAUUGAUCCUGAGGUCGCUGCAAGUGUAGGCUUUAAGCAGCCUAUCCUGCAUGGUCUGUGCUCCAUGGGCGUGGCUAGCCGUGCAUUGUACGAGCAAUUCUGCCAGGGUGACGCGGCGCGUUUCAAGUCCAUUCGUGUGCGCUUCUCAAGCCUGUGCUUUCCGGGCGAGACUAUUCAGACCCGAAUGUGGCAGGAGAGCAGCAGUGAGGUGCUGUUCCAAGCCAUAGUCAAAGAACGCGGCGUCGUGAUUAUCGACGGCGGCAAGUUUGUCUUUGACCCGAGUGCGUCCUCGCGUUUGUAA
This is a messenger RNA of Peronospora matthiolae, 900 nucleotides long. The record is from the annotation of a GenBank genome assembly. NCBI's taxonomy places the organism in Eukaryota, Oomycota, Peronosporomycetes, Peronosporales, Peronosporaceae.